This is a messenger RNA of Chrysemys picta bellii (western painted turtle), 4542 nucleotides long. Lineage: Eukaryota; Metazoa; Chordata; Testudines; Emydidae. The record is from RefSeq and is a predicted model, not a curated record.
CUCUCUUCCCCCCCCCCCCCGCCCCAGUCCCCUGGCCCAACCCCACAUGCUGGGACGGGGCAUGUUCAUCUGGGAGGAGAUGAUCAGCCUGCCCUGGCUCCCUGUCUGCAUCUCCAAGCUCUGGGAAUCCCCCCGGCUGCCAGCACUGCCCUGCCCCGGCAGCUAUGACAGAAUGCCCGUCUGCGCUGCGGCGGGCGCGCACCUCCCGGAGCGCCCAGUGAGCCGGAUGCCCAUGGAGGGGCUGGACAAGGCUCCCGGCCAUGCGCCGGCCUGGGAGGGGGACGCCCUGCGGGUCAACCAGCUGCACAACAGCAACAACAACGCCUCGCCGGGGGGCUGGCUGGGCCACAAGGGCUCCCGCUCCCUCUCGCCCUUCGGCCCCCGGGCCCCUGCUGGCGCCAACCACACGCUGAGCUACCUGGAGCGCGUCGUGCUGGAGCUCGUGGAGUCAGAGCGCACGUACGUGCGGGACCUGCGCAGCAUUGUGGAGGACUACCUGGGGAAGAUCAUCGACACCGAGGAGGAGCUGCUGCGGCCGGAGCAGGUCAGCGCGCUCUUUGGGAACAUCGAGGAUAUCUACGAACUCAACAGCGAGCUGCUGCAGGACCUGGACAGCUGUGACAGCAACCCCGUGGCCGUGGCCAGAUGCUUUGUGGACAGGAGCCAGGAUUUUGAUAUCUACACCCAGUACUGCAACAACUACCCCAACUCGGUGGCGGCUCUGACCGAGUGCAUGAGAAACAAGCACCAGGCUAAGUUCUUCCGCGAGCGCCAGGAGCAGAUUGGCCACGUGCUGCCCCUGGGCUCCUACCUGCUCAAGCCGGUCCAGAGGAUACUCAAGUACCACCUGCUGCUCCAGGAGAUCGCGAAGCACUUUGACCUGGAGGAGGCCGGCUACGAGGUGGUGGAGGAGGCCAUCGACACCAUGACCUGCGUGGCCUGGUACAUCAACGACAUGAAGCGCAGACACGAGCACGCUGUGCGGCUGCAGGAGAUCCAGUCCCUGCUGCUGCACUGGAAGGGGCCGGAUCUGACGACCUUCGGGGAGCUGGUGCUGGAGGGCACCUUCCGGGUGCACCGCGUGCGCAACGAGCGCACCUUCUUCCUCUUCGACCGCACCCUGCUCAUCACCAAGAGACGGGGCGACCACUUCGUCUGCAAGAACGACAUCCCGUGCUCCUCCUUGAUGCUGAUCGAGAGCACCAGGGACUCGCUGUGCUUCAGCGUCACCCACUACAAGCACAGCAAGCAGCAGUACAGCAUCCAGGUGAGGGCAGGCUGGGCACCAGGGGCGGGGCACGUCCCCCUUUCCCCACCCCGCUCGCUCUGGCGCGCUGCAGAGGGGCAGGACUCGUGCCGCCUACCCCCCUGCUCACUCUGGUGUGCUGCAGAAGCACUCACCCGCACUCCUCUGCCCCUUUCAGAUCCCGCUUGCUACAGAUACAGCCCGGAGCGGCUGAAGAAAGCGAAGUCGUGCCAGCCCAUGGACGAGGUGCCCCCGCAGGCACGGCAGGGGCGCCGGCAAUCGGAGCCUGCCAAGCAGAUUGUCAAGCAGCUGGGUGAGAAAGCAGCAGGACUGAAGCACGCCGACAGCACCGGAGCCCUCCUGGAGGCCGGGGCGCCCUUGCAGGUCCCUGGCAGCGCUUGGCAGCCGGCUGAGGGCGAGGGGGGCGCGGAGGAGGAGGAAGCAGCCGUGGGGAAGGAGGAAGAGCAGGCCCUGGGGCAGGGCUCACUGGAGGAGCUGGCUGUGAGUGACAGCAGCGAGAAGGGAGCUGGGCCGGAGGAGGAGGGCCCGGUGGGCGAGGAGCAGGUAGCUGACUUUGCGAGCUUCCUGCUGGCGGCGCUGCACGGCUGGCACUGUCGGGCCAACGCUUUGCUUUUCUCCCGGGGCCGCACGGGCAAGGGGCCCAAGGGAAGCCAGGAGCCAGGGAGCCCCGAGAACCGUCGCAGUGCAGAGAUGGCCUCGGCCAUCCUGGAGGCUGCCCCGGAGCCCAGUGGGCUGCCCGAGGAAGAGGGCCCAGAGGAGUCCCCUGAGGCCGCGAGCACCCCCGAGCCGGCCCAGCAGAGGGCGAUGGAGCAGGAGCAGAGCCUGGCCACGGCGGAGAACAUGGAGGACCUCAAAGCCCUGAGCAGCGAGGAAGAGGAGGAGGAGGAGGAGACCAGGGCGAGGAGCAUUCUGCCCCCGUCGGUGCUGGACCACGCCAGCCUCAUCGCCGAGAUGUUCGCCAGCAGCUUCUCACGGCGCAGCAGCCUGGCGCUGGAGGAGGGCCGGCCCGGGGGCUUCCUGACGCCCAGGCUGGUCAGCCGGAGCAGCAGCGUGCUGAGCCUGGAGGGCAGCGAGAAGGGGCAGGGCCGCGGCAGCGCCGCCAACUCCCAGGGCCGCAUCUCGCCGCCAGGCUCCACCCGCAGCGGGGCCGCUUCGCCCGGCUCCUUGGAGCCCGAGCGCACCCCCUGCCACAGAAAAGAGUCCAUGCUCUCCCAGCGGGACCGGCUGCUGCUGGACAAGAUCAAGAGCUACUAUGAGUGCGCGGAGCACCGCGACGCCGGCUUCAGCAUCCGGCGCCGGGAGAGCCUCUCCUACAUCCCCAAGGGGCUGGUGAGGAACUCGGUCUGCCGUCUCAACAGCCUCCCGCCACCGGAGCAGCACGCCGACGCCAGGCGGGGAGCGGGUGGCUCGGGGAGCGGCGGGCGGACCGCCGCUUGGGUGCUGGCGGGCGUCCCCACCGCCAGGUCCAGGGCCGAGCCCAGCACCCCUGUCACCGAGGAGGAGUUCCGUCCACCCGCCGAGAUGAUCAAGGUGUGGGAGGGCAUGGAGAAGCUGAGCGCCGGCCAGCCCUGCCCGGAGAGGGGCAGCGGGGAGGGCGCAGCUGGUGCCACCGCUGCGUGGCCCCUGGACAGGAGCCAGGAGAACGGCUUGGACCUGCACGAGCCGCUGCUCAUCCUGGAGGACGACGAGCUGAGCGCCAUCGCAGAGGAGUCGGCCGGGCCCUCGCCCGAGAGCCGGUCCCCCACGGAGCGAGCGGGGCCCGCCAGGCUGGCCGGCCAGCUGCAGAGACUGGCGCAGGAACUGGGCCACCCCGCCAAGCCGUGUCCCCGGGUCCCGCCGCUCUCGGAGGCCGAGCUGAGCGAGCGCCUGAAGAACAAGGUGUACCAGCUGGCGCGCCAGUACAGCCUGCGCAUCAGGAACCGCCAGCCAGCCGGGCACAGGCGGCUUGCCAAGCUGGAGGAGCUGAGGAGCUGUGCAGCGUCCCCCCCGCGUGACGGGCACCAGGAGGUGAAGAGAAGCCCAGGCUCCCGGAAGAAGCCAGCGCUCUCUCUCGCGGCCUUUGAGCAGGUGGUGCUGCAGGAGUACAGCCCCCGCACGCCGCUCUCUGCCACCGCCUCCUCGCAAGACAAGUCGCCCAAGUGCUUCUCCUACAGCCCCUCCUGCCCCACCUCGCCCGGCAGUGGCAUCUCGCCCGACCCCUCGUCCUGCAGCUCGCUCAGCCCCAUCGUGGCGGAGACGUUCACCUGGCCUGACGUGCGGGAGCUGCGCUCCAGGUACUCCUUUGGCACGGCCUUCCCCGGCCCACGUCGGCCCCCCCCAGUCAACAGGAGCCGGUCGGCGCCGGAGAAGAUGGUGGCUGAGCUGCCGGGAGGCGUCCCGGGACAGGAGGGCUGUCGCGGGCUGGAGCAGAGCCCCGGGAGGGACCGGAGCACCGAGGCGAGCCCAGACCCCAGCGCGCGGCAACGCCAGAGGAACCAGAGCGCUGGCUCACUGCGCAUCACCGCGGAGGCCAUGCUGGGCGACCAGCGGGUCAUCGUGCUGGAGAAGGUGCCGUGUGGCGGGGACCCACCUGCCCCCGAGGAGCUGCCCGAUGCCGCCAGCUACGUGCAGAUCCGCUCUCCCACCUCGCGGGAGCGGAUCUCGCUCAAGGCUGUGGCAGAGCGCUGCAAGGCCUACCAGGAGUCGGACGAGUACCGGCGGCUGGAGGAGGGCCCGGCCCUCGAGCCCAGCCGGGCCGCAGGCUGGGAGCAGGCGGCCGCUGGCCAGCACGGCCGCGUGAGGAGCCUGCGGGAGAAGUUCCAGACCCUGAACUCUGCCAGUUGAGUGGACGCCUGGCCUGCCCGGCUCAUGAGGGGGAGGCCGGACUUGUGUACAUAGCGAGCGCCUUCCUCCUCCCCCCGCCAACGCCCCCCACCCGCAUGGGACUAAACCCCCAGGACCAGGCUGGGCCAUGGCCAGAGACCUGCUCUCAGCGGGGGCUCUGCGCUGAAGCAUGCACCUGCAGAUCCUGGGCUGGCAGGAGCAGCGGGCAGUGCCCACCACCAGGACCUUGGCGCAGAGUCUGCCCGCUGCCCUGCGGCUGAUCCUUGGCAGCCCUGCUGGCACGAGGGGCUGUGCUGCUGGCCAGUCCGGGAGGAGGAGGGUGAAUUGAUCUCCGCUGGGCUGGGUGAAAGGGAGCGUGGUGUACCUGGGUGCCCCAUGCAGGGCGGCUGUAUACAUCAGGGUCAUGUUGGCUGUACACACACUUCAGUGCAAUAAUCACCCCUCUCGCCUCC